UUUUCAGGGGAUGAACAGUCAGUACGCCCGCCGGGAGAUCUUCUGCCGGAACACCUGUCACGAGCUCAAGCGCUUCUGGGAACGGGAGAUUGGCAAGCAGACCUACUACCGGGAAUCCGAGGAGUAUCGCCUGGGACGGAGUGCCCUGAGAAAGUAUGUGGCUCGUUUGUCUAUUUUUUAAACUAGUUUUUAAAAACAGACUUUAUUUUCGGGGACACCUGGGUGGCUCAGUCAGUGACGCAUCCGACUCUCGAUUUCAGCUCAGGUCAUGAUCUCAGGGUUGUGAGUUCGAGGCCCGAGACGGGCCCUGCCCUGGGGGUGUGAGGUUGAACCCCGAGUCAAAGGCCACUUGAGAUUCGCCCUCUCUCUCUGCCCCUUCCCCUACUCAUGUGUGCACAUGAGCUCUCUCUCUCUCUCUCUCUCUCUCAAAUAAAUAACUUAAGUCUUUUUUAAAAAUAGACUUCAUUUUUUAGGGCAGUUUUAAGUUCACAGCAAACUUAAGCAGAAAGUAGACUUCCCCUAUAUCCCUCCAUGCACAACCUCACCACCAUCAGCGUCUCCACCAUGAAGACACAUGGACAUAGCAUUGCCACCCCUGUUUAUUUUUUUUUUUUAAGAACAAAACUGACUUCCCCAAAAGAAUGCCAGAUGGGCAUCUUAGAGAACAAAAUUAUUUUCAUUUUCCUUGCAUAUGGUCCUGCCACCACCUAUAGUUGUGGGCAGUGAUUUAAAAAAUUCUUCUACGUUAACAAACGUACACUUUGAUUCAAAUCUUUAUAGAUGGAAAAAUCUCUCCCCUCUGUCACCAUUUCUAGGGCGUUAGGGUUACACUAAAUUUGGGGAGCAGGUUAACAGAUGUGUCUGUGAAAAGCAGAUUCUCAGUGCUCAUUUGGGUGAAGACACAGGACACCCUUUGAGGUUCUCUGAGAGGGGUUGAUGGGCUGUCGCCCCUCUGCCGCGCAUCCCUGCUGUAGCCGCACCAGUCUGCCCACUGCAGAGCAGUAAUGCAACUGGGCGAACGGAGGUUGCCGUGGCUGUGGGAACGGUGGCAGCUCAACACCCUCACACACUGCCUCCACGUCUGGGAGCCAGUGAGGAACAGGCCCAUCUGGGUCCCCUGUCCCCUCGUGGCACAGCGCAGCCGCUGUCUGUUUGCAAAGGGCACAGCUUGUGUGUGGCCAGGGGUGGUGGGGCAGCUGUGUGCUGGCCGAGACCCCACGCGGCCGGUGCACGCUCGCUGGGCUGACGGUAUGCACCGAUCCACAUGACCUGAACUCACUGCUGCCUUCCAAGCGCCCUCCCAGCCUCGGCCACACAUGGAGAGCUGCUCAGCCAUACUCUCCUGGCCGCAGGCAAGGAGAAGCAGCCUGUCCCAGCUGCUGGAGGGCCACGUUCCGGAGUCCCCUCCGGGGAAUCUCCGAGAAGCUGAGGUGCACGGUCAGUUAGUUCUCAGUUAGUCCCUAUCAUCUUCCUUCGCCAGGCCAGGCCACUCAGCAUGCUGCCCAUGCCGUGCAUGCACGCGUGUCCCUGCCGUGCAUACAUGUGGCCCACCCCACCAUGCAUGCGUGUGUCUCCCCGGGGAACCCACAGAAGGUCCUAGAUGCAGUGGAACUGCUCCAAGAAGACGCAGAAAGUGAGGCGCACCCCAAGGGGGUGAGCAAAUCGGCUCCGAAACAAACUGCAGUUUGUUGAAACAUGAAAACAUAUGUGCACCGGGCCCAUCUAUGCACGUAAGAGGAAAUAAGCUUUCUGGCUGGUGGGACGGCAAGACUCCAACUUACGUAUCCUUCUUCCCCUCUCCCAUUUGAACCGGGUGGCCCCUUCCAGAAGGUCUCUGCUCUCACCCACUGCUCCAUCUUGUCCCUGCACAAAAUGGAGAAGAGGGUCCCAGUCCAUCAGGCUGUUCCGAGGCCAGGACAGGAAAACAUGCCUGGGGUCGGUUCCCCUGCGUCCCGCCUAGUCCAGGACGGCACCCGCAGAAACAAGACGCCAGAGGACGGCCGGGCCCUGAGGUCGGGGCGAGUCGGCAGCUCUCCCCGGGCCUUCGGUUUCUCCUUGUUACUUUCCCACAGGCAGUCAGAGGAGAGGCUGAGGACAGUCCCCAGCUCCCUGGGGGUGGGGGGCCGGCGCUCAGCAGUGUGGCUCGAACGCUCCACAACCUUACCGAUCUCUUGCCUGUUCCCUCGACACAGAUUUGUGUUUCUCCCUACAGCUCUGUCUCAUUUCAUUUCUUGCAUUUUUGUACAAAUGUUGGAUAUUCUCUUGAUAUAUCAUAUCCUCCCAAUAAAUUGACCCCCUUACUGCACAAUGACCGUCUUCCUUUGCUAAUGUUCUUGCCUAGGAGAUCCAUCCUGUGGGACAUUACUAUGACCACGCGGCUUUCUUUGAUUGGGGUUGAGAUGGAGUCUUUUCCCAUCCUUUAGUUACAGGACUUUUGUUCCCUUAGCGUCCGUGGCUCUUGGUCAUGCUGCUUCGAAGACCAAGACCAAGGCAGAGGCCUAGGCAGAGGGAGAAGCAGGCUCCCCGCAGGAGUCGUGGGCAGUCAAAGCGAAGUUUAAUGAGGGAUAGUAUAAAGCUCCCGGGGAGGGAGGGGACCUGAGAGGAUUGCCGUUUUGGGUUCAAAUCUAGGAGUUUUAACAAGCUCUUUCGAGGAAGUAUCUUAAGCAUCGUGAGUGUGGGCCCCCUGUGGACUGGCUGCUCAGGUGUGCCAGUGAGGGCUUUGAUCCCGCACCUGUCUACCUAUCGGGUUAUUGUUCACAGGUUGCUGGUCUUUUGGGCUGACGUGUGGAGUCAGCCUCAGCUUGUGAUAGUGACCAGUGUUUUGUGGUUAACUGUUUUGUUUCAGGAUGUUUUGCAAAAGUCACUCCUGCAGAGGCUGCUCGACAGGAUGGUACUGUGAUCUUGUCUAAGCUGUAAAACAGCAUGCUAGGCCGGUUUUGUCUUAGCUGCCCCGGCUCCCUGUUUUCUCACUGGGGACCCUGGCCCUGACUAUCUAAGUGUCCAAUCAACCUCUCACUCUUUUAAUUUUCACCUAUUGCUGUCUUAUAUUAAAAAGUGGUUUUCCUGCAGGCAACACCUAUUUCAAUAUUUUUUUUUAUUCCAUUUGGCAAUCUUGCAUUUUAAUUGAGUGGUUCACAUCAUUGAUGCUAAUUGGUGUGAUUGGGUUUAAAUCUGCCAUCUUGCUAUUUGUCCCCCUGUUCUCUCAUCUGUUCUUCGUUCCUUUCUUUUCUGCCUUCUUUGGGGUGAAUUAAAUAUUUGUCAUGAUUUCAUUUCAUCUCCUCUGCUGGCUUUUUCACAGUAUCUCUUGGUGUUAUUUUAGGGGUUGCUUUACGACCCUUGUCGCAGUAUGCCAUCGAGCGGCACGUGGUCUCCUAUAGGUGGGAGAGCCUCACAAUGGCACAAACCCACUCUCCCCCCCACCCCACCUGGCCCUUGUGCCCUGGUGCAGAGUACAGAUCCUCUGUACAGAUCCACACAACACCAUUAACAGUUUUGCUUUCAGGCACUGAUUAUCUUUUAAGGAGAUUCAAGGUGGGAGAGAAAAUUAUUAAUAUACCCACACAGUUGCAUUUUCAGGUGCCCUUCCCUCCAUCAUGCAGAUCCCAAUCUCCCAUCUGGUGUCAUUCUCCCUUGGCAGAUUCCCUUUAACGUGUCCCAUAGAAACAGGCUGCUGGUGAUGAAUUCUUUCCGUUUUUGUAUGGCUGAAGACAUCUUUAUUUCACCUGUUUUUGAAAAAUAACUUUGCCAAGUGAACAAACAAUUCUAGAUGGACAGAUGUUUUUUUUCCCCCUGUAAAUUUUUUUCAAGGUUUUAUAUCUUCACUUUUAAGUAAUCUCUACAGCCAACAUGGGGCUUGAACCCCAAGAUCAAGAGUUGCGUGCUCCACCAACUGAGCCAGCCAGGGCUCCUCUCCCUGCAUUUUUUUUAAGAUUUUAUUUAUUUAUUCAUGAGAGACUCAGAGAGAGAGGCAGAGACACAGGCAGUGGGGGAAGCAGGCCCCACGCAGGAAGCCUGACCUAGGACUCGAUCCUGGGACUCCAGGAUCACACCCUGGGCCGAAGGUAGGCGCCAAACCACUGAACCACCCAGGGAUCCCCUCUCCCUGUAUCUUAAAUACAUUGCUUUCUCAAAGGAAGAGUUAGAAGGAUUAAUAUUAGAAUAGCCUGAACAGAAGUGAGAGCUAAAUAUAUACCUAUAAAGUAUAAAGUAUGCAUAUAUUUAAAUUUCAAGUCCUCUGCAUACCUUUUUUUUUUAAAGAUUUUAUUUAUUUCUUUAUUUGUUUAUUUGACACAGAGAGAGAGAGCACAAGCAGAGGGAGCAGCAGGCAGAGGCAGAGGGAGAAGCAGGCUCCCUGCAGGGAACCCCAAUGCAGGACUCGAUCCCAGGACCCCGGGAUCAUGCCCUGAGCUGAAGGCAGACACCCAACCACUGAGCCACUCAGGUGUCCCCCUGCAUACCUUUCCCCCCCCCACAUACCUUUUAAAACCUAAAUGCACACACAAACACACACACACACACACACACAUUUUAGGGGGGAAAAAAAGGAAGGAAGCAUCCCUGAGCCAAAUGCCAUGGACAUGGGUGCUCUGCUUGCUGUGUGGUUUCUAUUUUCAGGCUCAGAGAGGAAUGGAGGCAGAGACUGGAAGCAAAGCUGAGGCUGCGGAACAAUCCAGAUGAGACAGAAAAGCGGGCAAACAUGGGCCGGGAGCUUCUCACUUCGCUGACACAAGAGGAUUCAAAGCACUAAGGUGGCUCUGCCAGUAGAAAUCAGUGCAAAUGCCCGAGUCCCUGAGCUAUGCCAGACAGAUGUCACACUACCCUGACCCGUGACAGAUCUACCCGCACGUCCUCCUCGAUGCCAAGUGGGCCUUAUUAGCCAAGUCAGGCACCUCCACGUGGGGGCCAGGAUAUUAGCCUGAGCGCCUCUAAAGAUGAGAUUAGCAUCCAUGUAGCAUACUUUAUCUCCAUACAAUUACCUUCUAAUUUUCAAAUCUACAUAUUUUAAAUUCUAAGCACAUGCUGGGAGGGGGGUUGUCAGGGAAGGACCUGAUCUUCAUGGUCACACUUUAACAUUGCCCACCAGUGUCAUUUCGCAUCUCUCCUAGAAACAGUGUCUCAUGAUCCUUUCUCUUGUUUUCUUUUUGUGAGAAGAAAAAUGCCAUCUGCAGAAAUAGCUAUACUGUAAAUAGUCAUAAAAAUGUUUGUCAAGAAAUUGAUUUAAUAUUAUUUCUCCUUCAUGUGAAUUUAAUUGGCUUCCUCAAAGCAUGUUUGCCAAGAACCGUUCAAUCAUAUCAGGAUAAUUUUAAUAAAGCUUGGUUGCCUUGCCACCACAGACCUGCACGCUCUGUGUUUCGUUGCUUUAUUUCAAAUUCCCACACACUUGCCCUGGCUAGCUCUCUGUCAGCUCAGCUGAAGUAUAUCUGGCCACCCCCAACAAAGUGUUUGCCAUAUACAUGUUCUGGAUUUUGAAAUGUCACAGUCACUCCCCAGCCAUGUCUUGGGUCCCCAGGGUAGGGUUGCUACUUCCUAAGGUAUAAACUGAAAUGGGGCCUUGGCAAUAGUUUCCACCUGGGACAAGGGCUCCGAGAGACCAUGUAAAGUACUAGAAGGCUGCAGGCCUUACAUGCACAGGACCAAUGUCACCAGGACACACAGCAAGGCAGAGGCAAUUCUGGGCAGUGGCACGUGUGUAGUUCCAGUCCUCUGUGUGCCCUGGUGUGCCAGACGGUGCUUCCAUCCACAUCCUCAGGGAGUCCAAGAGGCUUCAUUAAGGCAAUGGAAGCCACCAGAAGGCGAAUAGGGUUGGAGAGCAUUUCCCCAGGUCCCAUGCUCACUUGAUUCAGUGAAGAGGUCUCAGAGCCCUUCCUCCCUCUAUGGUUUCAUUUAACGUGGGAUUCUUUUUCUUUCUUUCUUUCUUUUUUUUUUUUUUAAGGUUUUAUUUACUCAUAAGAGACACAGGGAGAGAGAGAGAGAGAGAGAGAGAGAGAGAGAGAGAGAGAGAGACACAGGCAGAGGGAGAAGCAGGCUCCAUGCAGGGAGCCUGAUGUGGAACUCGAUCCCGGGUCUCCAGGAUCACGCCCUGGGCUGCAGGCGGCGCUAAACCGCUGAGCCACCGGGGCUGCCCUUAAUGUGGGAUUCAAUUCAGCUAAUACACUACAAAUUCCAGCUGGGUUCAGGCGAGAGUGUUGUGAUGGCAGAGGAAUUUUUGUUGAGUAGGAGGAAAAUAGGAAUUAAAUAGAGGAAGAAGAGAGGUCAGGGCUUGCUGGUGAGGGACUCUCAGAUGCAAAGGCCUGCCAUCAUGAACUACAAUGGGAUCCAAAUGCAGGUGAAGAUUCGUUCAUUGACCCAUUGACCACACACCAGGCACUGUGCUAGGCAACCAGAGAACUGCAGAGAAACCCAGAAGCACAGGCUCUGGAGGCCACAGUCUGAGAAGACAGCAGAAAAGUGAAGGGUAUUUGGGCAUAAAGGACUUUCACACUGGGAGCCAUAGUAGGCAAAGCUGCCCACCCUCUAGGGGGCCCAUCCUGGUCUAGGGAGGGCUUAAGAAAAGGCUAGUAACAUAAAUGUGACCCUGAUGAAGGUAAGAUACAGGGAUGGUGGGUCCUGGUGGCCUUAAGGGAAUACAUAUAGUAACGUGAGACUGGGAAUGAGGAGAAGCUGUGAGUCUGCAGAAAUCACCCUCCCAGGUCUUGUUGGCCAGGAGACUUGGAGCUUCUCCCAAGGGCACAGGAAGCCACCGAAGGGUGUUGGCAGGGGUGGGCCACAAUGGCCUUGGUCCUGGAGGGUUACCCUGCACUGAAAGGUAGGAGGACAGAGGUGGGAAGGCCAGACAGGAGCAUCUGCAGAUGCCUCCUGAGAGGCAAGAAGGUCUAUGCUAAGGCCUUGGUGCUCUGGCAAGUCCCUUUUUCUGGGACUGGAAAGAAAGGGGCAGAGAAGCAUCAGGGCCAUUUUCUCAUAGUCCUGGAAGCUAGAGGCUGGAAGUCCAAGAUCAAAGUGUCAGCAUGUCAGUUCUGAGGAGGGUCCUUUCCUGCCUUGCAGACUGCUAUAUUCUCAUAGUGUUCUCACACGGGAUGGGAGGAAUGGGUGGGGAGUAAUCUCUGGGGCCUCUUUUUAUGAGGACAGUGAUCCCAUCAUGAGGGCCUCACCCUCCUCAUCUUAUCCAAAUCUAAUUACCUUCCAAGGGCCUCAUUUUCAAAAACCAUAUAUGAAUUCUCAGGGCUUCAACAUAUGAAUUUUAGGGGUUGGGGAGGAAGAGGAGAUACAACAAAUUCACAACAGAAUGGGAUGUUUUAAAUCUGAAUAUCAAGUCCUGGAUACAUCACAUUUAUAAAACUGACCAGGAUCAACACAGCAAAAGCUUUGAGAGCUCUACUAUGGUGUGGGAUCCUGCCCAGAUUCCAGGCUGGCCUCUGAGUAGCACACAAGUAGCAGAUCACAAAAGCACGGCAAAGGCUUUGAAAAGUAAUUGACAUUUAAAACAUAGCCCACAAAAGUGAGCCAGGACAUGCGUUCUUAAUAUAAAUAGCUUGACUGCUUGCUAAAAUAGAUUUGUAAAAAGGGGAGAGUCUCAUAACCUUGUACUCCAAAUGUCCAAGAUAUAAUCCAAAAUUACUUAUAACAUAGCCAAGUAAAUCUCAACCGAGUUGAAAAAGGAUAAUCAGCAGAUAGCAGUACAGAGAUGACACAGAUGUUCGAAUUAUCAGACUAGGAUUUUGAAGCAGUUAUGUAAAUGCUCCAACAAGCAAUUACAAGCACUCCUUAAGCAAAUGGGAGAAGUUUAAAAAUCUCAGCAAAGACAUGAAAAAUAUAAAAAAAGAACCAAAUGAAAUUUUAGAAAUUAAAGAUACAAUAACUAAAAUCCACAAACAACAAAAAUAACACUGGAUAAGCUCAACAGUAGGGUGGAAAAUACAGAGGAAAGGAUUUAGCAAGCUUAGACAGUUAAUAAAAUUACCUAAUUUGGACAACAAGGAAAAACAGUUUCCCUUUUUUUCUUUUUAAGUAAUCUCUAUGACUAACAUGGGCUCAAAGUCAUGAUUCCAAGAUCAAGAGUCAUACAUUCUACCAACUAAGCUGGCUGGACACUCUAAUAAUUUUCUUUUUUAAAAAAGGAAGAGAAUCUCAGGACCUGUGGGGCAAUAACAAAGUAUCUAAACUUUGUGUCAAUGGAGUUCUGAAAGGACAGGAUGUCCACUUUCACCACCUCUAUUCAACAUAGUACUGAGCCUAGCCAGAGCAAUCAGGCAAGGUUGACACAGAUGACGUGUGACAUGACACCAUAUAUACAUAACCCAAAAGAUUCCAGAAACAUACAAAAAAGAAAUGUUAGAACUAUUAAUAAAGGAAAUCAGAAAAGUUGCAGAAUACAAAAUCAACAUGCAAAAUGCAAUUACAUUUCUAGUAAACCAACAAUGAACUGCCUGAAAAAGAUUGUGAAAAUAGUUCCAUUUGCAAUUGCAUCAAAAAGAAUAAAAUAUUUAGAAACUAGCUUAACCAAACAGGCAAGAGACUCAUGCACUGAAAACUAUAAAACAUUGCUGAAAGAAAGUAAAGAUGACACAAAUUGAUGGAGAAACAUUCUGCGUUCAUGGGCUGGAAGACUCAGUAUUGUUAAGAUGUCAAUACUACCCAAAACAAACAAUAGAUUCAGUGCAAUCCUAUAAAAAUCCCAAUGGUGUUUUUUAUAGAAAUAGAAAAAUCCAUCCUAAAAUUCAUAUGGCAUCUCAAGGAAUUCUGAAUAACCAAAACAAUCUUGAAAAUGAAGAAUAAAGUUAGAGGACUCACAUUUCCUGAUUUCAGAACUUUUUAGAAAGCUAAAGUAAUCAAAACAGUGUAUACUGGCAUAAAGACAGACAUAUAGGCCAAAGGAAAAGGAUAGAGAGCCCAGAAAUAAGCUCUCACAGAUGUAGUCAAAUGACUUUUGACAAGGGUGCCAAGACCAUUCAAUGAGGGAAAGCACAGUCUUUUCAACAAAUGGUCCUGGGAAAAUUGAAUCUCCUCACACAAAAGAAUGAAGCUGGACUCUUACUUCACACCAUAUACAAAAAUUAACCCAAAAUUGAUCAAAGACCUAAACAUAAGGGCUGAAACUUUAAAACUCUUAGAGGGAAAACAUAAGGGGGAAGAUUUAUGACAUUAGAUUUGGCAAUGAUUUCUUAGAUAUUACCUUAAAAGCACAGACAGCAAAAGAAAAAUACAUAAAUCGCACAACAUAAAAAUUUAAAACUUCUGUACAUCACUGGAUACAAUUAACAGAGUGAAAAGGCAACCCAUGAAAUGGGAGAAAACAUUUGCAAAUCGUAUAUGUGAUAAAGGGCUAAUAUCCAGAAUAUACAAACAACUCCUAUUACUCAAUGACAAAAAAUAAACAACCCUGUUCAAAAACAGAUGAACUGGCAUAUUCAAGUAGAAACUCAAUAGAAAUCUCCAAAGAAGAUACACAAAUGGCCAAAAAGUACAUGCGAAAAUGCUCAACAUCACUAGUCAUGAGGGAAAUGCAAAAUAAGAUACCACCUCACACGCACUGGAUGGUCACUAUACAAAAACAGAAACAAACAAACAAACAAAACAGAAAACAAAAUGUGUUGGUGAGGACCUGGAGAAAUGGAAACAUUUAUGCACUGUUAGAGGGAAUAUGAAACAGUACAUGCAGUUGCUGUGGAAAACAGUAUGGUGGCUUUUCAAAAAAUUAAAUGUAGAAUUACCAUAUGAUCCAGCCAUCCCACUUCUGCGUAUACACCCAAAAGAAUCGAAAACAAGAUGUUGAUAUAUUUGUACACCCACGUACCUUGCAGCAUUUUUCACAAGAGCCAAAACGUACAAAAUGUGGUGCAUCCGUACAAUGGAAUAUUAUCCAGCCUUGAAAAGGGAAGGAAUAUCAGGCACAGUAUACAAUGUGAAAAAACCUGUAGGACAUCAUGUUGAGUAAAAUAAGCCAACCACAAGGAUGCCUGGGUGGCCCAGGUCAUUGAGCAUCCAACUCCUCAUCUCAGCUCAGGUCUUGAUCUCAGGAUUGUGAGUUUGGGCCCCACCUUGGGCUGUAUGCUGGACAUGAAGCCUAUUUAAAUAUAAUAAUAAUAGGGGCUCCUGGGUGGCUCAGUGGUUGAGUGUCUGCCUUUGGCUCAGGUCGCGAUCCCAGGGUCCUGGGAUCAAGUCCCGCAUCAGGCUCCCCUCGGGGAGCCUGCUUCUCCCUCUGCUUAUGUCUCUGCCUCUCUGUGUCUCUCAUGAAUAAAUAAAUAAAAUCUUAAAAAAUAAUAAUAAUAACAAGCCAACCACAAAGGGAAAAAUACUGCAUGAUUUCUCUCAGGCCUACACGGAAUGGAGGAGGAGUGGCUUCCAAGAUAAACAGUGAAAAGUGUACUGAGUAUAAACUAAUGACAGUCCCCACAGAUCCAAGGAGACUAUGACCAAAUGGCAAGCCCCCACAGGACCUCAACAGACUCCUUGUUGGGGCCCGGGCCCGGGCCCAGUCACACUCCCACCCUCACUAUUCUGAGCAGCGUCUGCUCAGGACCAAACUCAGAGAGGUUCUUCCUGGCUAUCCCUCUCCAAAUCUGUGCCCCCAACGACAGCCAUGACUGAACCACCAAGUCCUGACCUCACUCGGGCCCAAGAGAGCACUGUGCGGAUGCAGCAGACAUUUCCCCAGAGGGUGGGGUGGGACCAAGAAAGAGUCCGCUUUCUUCCAUGUAUCUGAACCAGCACCAUGGAAAUCUGACUGCUUUGC
Messenger RNA from Nyctereutes procyonoides (raccoon dog), 10729 nucleotides. RefSeq names its product family with sequence similarity 240 member A (gene FAM240A). The transcript has a single exon. NCBI's taxonomy places the organism in Eukaryota, Metazoa, Chordata, Mammalia, Carnivora, Canidae. Bases 11 to 181 code for a protein of 56 amino acids. The record is from RefSeq and is a predicted model, not a curated record.